CCGUCGUCGCCCUCGCUUACAACGCCCGCAACCAAGCCCAUGAUCAUGACCAUAACCAUGGCCAGCCCCACUCCCGUGGAUACAGUCGCAUCGGAUCAAGAAAAGGCAACAAGUGUUGGAGUCUUCACCAACAACAAAGUACUUCAUUCACAUACCCAACACAUCUCACAUCAUCAUGGUCUCCAGCACCGUUCUGAUGGCCAGCACCGUUCCGAUGGCCAAGACCAUCCCUCGCCGGUCACCCGUCACGCUCUCGCCUCCAACUCGCAUAUCUCUCGAUCGGCUACUCCCCGCUCGGCCGCAUCCUACGACGGCACUCUUUCAGACCUCGAGGCGGCUCAACUCUCUCCGCUCUCUUCCCUCUCGCCCACCAACUCGCUCUCGGCCCAUUCUACCGAUGAGAUCGAUGAUCGCCUGCCUUUGUGCCCGACUGCUAAGCCUGCGACUGCAGCCGAGGUCCACGACGCAGUUAUGGCGCUGUACCACACACUCGACGGCGCAAAUUGGAUGAGUCCACAGUGUCUCAACGCGUCCACUUUUACCUGCUGGGGCAACUACCAGCCAGAGCACGGCGAAUGGUCGUUCCUCUUCUGGCCGGGCCUCAAUCCAGUCACCUUUAGCAACGCGGUGAAGACUCAUGUGAGGCCGCCGCUGAUCACCAUCGCCCUCAGCGGCACCAACUCGAACAAACGAACGUGUUUCCGACGGACCCUACCGUGCUGGCGCCAGUGUUUGCCGCACUCGAGCGGAUCGAGCUCACCGAGAUGGGCAUUUCUGGACCACUCCCGCCGUGCAUCACCGACGCCGCCUACGCGCCGCGCCUCCAGGCGCUCUCAUUCAACAGCAACUAUCUUUCCGGCUCGAUUGCGUUGCCGCAGAGCCCAAAGUCAAUGCUCGCCGAGAUCUACCUCCGGUCGAAUGCACUCACCGGCUCGAUUCCCGCCCUCAACAGCUCAUCGCCGCUGCGUGAUCUUGAUCUGUCCAACAACAAGCUCACCGGCUCACUCCCGCCAGUGCUCUCGAUCAAGCUGCGGAGCCUCCGGGUUCAGAACAACUCGCUCUCAGGCGAGAUCCCGCCGGGCUUUUGCCCCUACUUGCCGAGCUCUCACCUCGAGAUCCUGGACAUUGCCUUCAACAAGCUCUCCGGCCCAGUCAACAGCCCGAUGCAGCGGCUCUCUUUGUGCGGGUCGCUCGUCGAGCUCAUCGCCUCGAACAACGCCUUUACUUCGGUCGACUUUUCGCUCUUCUUUGCCAAAGCCGUCACGCUCCGGAACAACAAGCUCGGCGGGGACUUUGUCACCACGUUUCGCUACUUCCCCAGCGCGUACUACCUUGAUCUCGCCCACAACAACCUGACUGGCGGCCUGCCAGCCUCGACCAUCGAUGGCAGGGUUGUUGCCGGGCCGCUGCUCAACCUGCUCCUCCUCGAUCUUUCCGGCAAUGACCUCAUGCGCGCGCCGACGCCGCUCGCAGCCCCCAGCUCGGUCUACAUCCAGACUGCCAACGCAUCGAUCAUCUCGGACACGGCGCUCUGCUUCGAUCUUGUCAACUCGGCCAUCCCCUCGCUCACACUCAAGGUCUCCCCGCAGUACUUUUCCUAUGACAACUGCCAGUGCCGACCAAGCUUCUACGGCGUCCCGCCCGACAACUGCUACGUCUGCCCGCCCAACGCAGAGUGCCCUGGCGGCACAUCGUUCAAGUGGCCCGAGGGCUUCUAUCCCGAAGCGCUGACCAUCGAGCCGGCACCAACAUCCAGCCGCACGCCUGGCUUCGGAGGCGAGUUUGAUGUUCCGCCGCGCUAUCACUUUGCCGUCACCGAGUGUGCCGAGCUUGAGGGCGAGGAGGAAGAGGAGGACGAGGAGGGCGAGCAUGGCGAGCACGGCGAGAGUGGCCACCACAACAGCACCGAAGCCCGAUCGUGGUCUUCCCACUCCAGUGUCGGCGAGGAUAACUCGGACGACAACGAGUCGACAGACGUCGGCGAGACCAAGGCCGCAGGCGCUUGCAAGCCCGAGGGAAACUGCUACGUCUCUUACCUGACCGGCAUCGCCCACGAGGAGUGCUCUCCCUGCGAGGAAGGCUUCACUGGCAGGCUCUGCUCGCAGUGUGAGGACGGCUACUUUCUCACUCUCGAGGGCGAGUGCCUCAAGUGCACAACGUCUGGCGCCACGCCGCUCAUCAUUGCUGUCUCGCUCAUGGGCUGCCUCCUCUUUGGCGUCUUUCUCAUGCUCUUCUUCCAGCGCGGCUUCCACACUGUCCUAGUUACAAGAUCGUUUGCCUCGGUUGCGGGCCUCGGCCCGUGUCAGACCCUCCGCAAGAUCCUUCGCACUCUCCUCGAGCUUUGGCGCGAGAUGGCGCUGCUUGUGCUGGAGAUUGCCGUCCUCAUCGCCUUUGUCUUUGUGGGCCUGGCAGAGACCUUUGAGGUCAUCAUUCUCGGCAUUGGCUUUAUGCUCAUGUCCGGCUACCUCAUUUCGAUCCGCCUCUCGCCGGCCGAUGGUUCUAUCCUUCAUCACGAGGCAGUGCCGACCGAUGGGCGCUCAGCAACAUCAUCGGACGAAGAGCUUGCAACAACCGACAACGCUGACGUGGCGCAGGGUCACGGGCACGGGCACGGGCACGGGCACGGACACGGUGACGAGGCCGGACACGGUUCCGGCCAUGGCUCCGGCCUCGAAGCCUACUUUUCCAAGCACCACGGCAUCGAGCACAUCGAGUCGGCGCUCAAGUCGCUGAUCAUCUACUUGCAGACAACCGGCGCCAUUGUUUCGGGUUUCUCGGUGGCGUGGUCACGGGCCGUCGUCGUCUUUGGCGCCACGCUGGAAAAAGCCAACCUGCAGGUGACCGGCCUGCAGUGCAACGGGAUCGACUUUAGGGCUGCGUACUACUUUUUCAUGCUCAUCGUCCCGUUCACCGUCACCCUCAUGGUACUGGCUUACAUUGUGCGGCGGAUUGCGCUGUACGUCAACUACACUCGUCUGCGUGCAACGCUACGGAGCUCUGGCUACGCGUCGGCCCCGCUGCUGGGUGGAUCGGUUCAGGAUGGCCCGGGGCGGGUCGACGACUCGUACCGCGAGAUCACCUUUAGCAUCACCGCGCUGCUGGUCAAGAUGGUGCUUGUGGUCGUCUAUCUGAUGGUCUUCCCCAUUGCAGUCCAGUCGUCGUACAUGUUUGCCUGCGUCCCGGCUCCGUUCGAGUCGAGCGUCAAGGCGCCCAAGUACCUGACUGGCGCUCCGUGGAUCCAGUGCGGCGGGAGCGAGCAGAGCGAGCUCGAGCUCGUCGGUGGCCUCAUCCUAGGCUCGGUCCUUCUCUCCGUCCUGGUCAUCGGUCUCUUCAUCCAGCGGGCGCGCAAGCAACGCGAAGCCGCCAAGGCCGCCGGCCUCCACCCAACCCCAUCGCUUAUCCUCUCGUCGGCCGAGUUUGUACUCGAGCCGUACAAACACCACAUGUGGUGGUUUGAGGCCCUGGUCAUGAUCCGCCGCCUGGCUUUUGCCUUUAUCAUCGCCGCCCUCCCGCAGGGCUCGGUUUUCACCGCUCCGCUCUUGCAGCUCAUUCUCAUCGCCGCGCUCCUGGCCAACAUCCUCCUCUACCCGUUUGCCUCGACGGCUGCCAACCGGCUGGAGACCCUCUCGCUCCUCGCCUCGCUCUUCUCGCUCCGCAUCGCCGAGUCUAUGGCAUCGACGAGCAACCCUGCUUCACUCAACGCUCUCUCUAUCAUGUUUGUCGUCGGCAACGGAGCUGUUCUCUUCACCUACAUCUGCACCCUUGCUCUUCCCAUCGCCGCCACCGUCUGGAUAUCCUUCCGCCGCCGCAAGCGCAACGCUGCCCCUGCCAGCCACGGCGGCUUUGCAUCCAUCUGAAGAAAAGCGUCCAUUUCCACC
Molecule: messenger RNA, 3878 nt
Organism: Thecamonas trahens ATCC 50062
Lineage: Eukaryota; Apusomonadida; Apusomonadidae
Product: leucine Rich Repeat family protein
Exons: 1
Coding region: 765-3857 (1030 amino acids)
Cellular component (GO): plasma membrane
Molecular function (GO): protein binding
Source: RefSeq, a predicted model, not a curated record